This is a messenger RNA of Empidonax traillii (willow flycatcher), 926 nucleotides long. RefSeq names its product solute carrier family 22 member 2-like. The transcript has 7 exons. NCBI's taxonomy places the organism in Eukaryota, Metazoa, Chordata, Aves, Passeriformes, Tyrannidae. Gene Ontology annotation, cellular component: membrane. The annotation marks the transcript as partial. Gene Ontology annotation, biological process: transmembrane transport. The record is from RefSeq and is a predicted model, not a curated record.
AAUGUCAUCCACUUGUGUUGCAGGUGCCUCCCAGAGUCUCCCAGGUGGCUGAUAUCUCAAGGAAAAAAUGACAAAGCUAUGAAAAUUGUCAGUGAUAUAGCUAAAAAAAAUCAGAAAAAGUUGCCUUCCCAUUUUGAGGAUAUUAAAUUUGAGGAGGAAGAUUAUGGAAAGCAGAAUCCUUCACUAAUUGACCUUGUCAGAACACCACAGAUAAGAAAAAACACACUCAUUUUGAUGUACAACUGGUUCACAAGUUCUGUCCUCUAUCAGGGGCUCAUCAUGCUCAUGGGAGUAGCUGCUGGGAACAUGUAUCUGGAUUUCCUCUAUUCUGCACUUGUUGAGUUCCCAGCUGCCUUCAUCAUCAUCGUCACUAUUGACCGUGUUGGGCGGCGCUACCCCUGGGCUCUGUCAAACCUGGUGGCUGGCGCCGCCUGCCUUCUCACAGCCCUGAUCCCUGACGAUAUACAUUGGUUAAAGAUGAUUACCGCUUGCAUCGGGAGAAUGGGAAUUACAAUGGCUUUUGAAAUGGUUUGCUUUGUAAGCACUGAACUGUAUCCAACAUACAUCAGGAAUCUCGGGGUGAUGAUUUGCUCCUCCUUGUGUGAUGUUGGUGGAGUCAUCGUCCCAUUCAUUGUCUACAGACUGGUGGAAGUCUGGCAUGAUCUGCCACUGAUCGUCUUCACUAUUCUUGGUUUGACUGCGGGUGGAUUGGUGUUGCUUUUGCCUGAAACAAAAGGAAGGGUUUUGCCUGAGACUGUGGAGGAUGUUGAAAACUUUCACAGGCAAAGUGCUUCAAAGGGCAACAAAAUCUAUAUCCAUGUCAAAACCCCAGAACAUAACUGAAGCAGGUGCAACUCUUGCCAGGUAGUCUGCUUUAGGGCAGUAGCAUGGAAAGGUAAACUGGAAUAAAUACUCUUUCAAAAGUC